AUGGGUGACGAGCACUUGGCCAUUCUCCCUUGUGAUAGAGCUGUUGAACAGGCAAUAACUGCACUGAAGAAGGGCGCACAUCUAUUGAUGUAUGGUAGAAGAGGGAAGCCCAAAUUUUGCCCUAUGAAGUUAUCCACGGACGAAAAGUUUUUGAUUUGGUACUCAGGUGAGAAGGAAAACCAACUGAGGUUAAGUGCAGUCACAGAUAUCAUCCGUGGCCAAAACACUGUAAUUCAACAUAAACAACUUCAGACUGAUAUGGAAAGUCAGUGCAUUUCUUUAAUAUAUGGAAAUGACGAUCACACUCUUGAUCUGAUCUGCAAGGAUGAAAUGCAGGCCGAGACGUGGCUUCUAGGAUUGAAAGCUGUAAUAUCUAGAAGUCAGCAUGGAUUGGUGGACGAUAUGAAAAGCGAAAGAAAAACUCAAAGUUGCAUCCGUAGUCCAGUAGGUUAUAUGCGGAGGAAACAUAAUCUUGGACUUUCUGUGAAGAAAACCAGAUCUUCUCAGGUUAGCAGCUUAUCAGGGAGUCCCACUCAAUCAUUUUCAGAGAACUAUUCGUCUGAUGGGUUAUCAUGGUCCUCCCACAUCUUUUUGCCAUCAAGUCUAUCAAGUGUGCACAAUGAAAUGGAUAAUGUUAUCACAAAUUCAUUGUCUUUGGAAUCAGACUAUCUAAGCCAGAAAAGAGCAUCUUGUAAUGGCACUGAUAUCCACAAUGAUAUGCUUACUCCAUCGGUUCCAUCCACUCAUGAGUCAAGACUACUAGGAAAACAUGUUUUAAGGGAUGUUUUUAUUUGGGGAGAAGAAGCCGAAGGAGGAUGCUUGGGGGAUGGUGAGGUAAAGUCGGAUGCUUUAUUACCCAAACUUCUUGAGUCCACUUUGAUGCUUGAUGUACAAACAAUAUCAAUAGGGAGGAGUCAUGCUGCCGUAGUCACCAAACAAGGUGAAGUGUUUUGCUGGGGUGAAGGAAAGAAUGGAAGACUUGGACAUAAACUUGAUAUGGACACUGCAUGCCCAAAAAUCGUCGACUCCCUUAACGGAGUUCACGUAAAAUCUGUCAGUUGCGGUGAAUACCAUACAUGUGCCUUGACAACAUCUGGUCAACUCUAUACAUGGGGUGACAAUUUUAUUGCUGAUUUAGUUGUUGGUGCAGAAAAGAUGAAGAGGAGCUAUUGGCUUCCAAACAGAGUUUGUGGUUCUUUGGAUGGUGUGAAAAUAUCUUACAUUGCUUGUGGGGAAUGGCACACAGGAAUCGUGUCAACAUCUGGACAAUUGUUUACUUAUGGAGAUGGAACUUUUGGUGUUCUUGGUCAUGGGAAUCUCCAAAGCGUGGCUCGCCCAAAAGAAGUUGAGUCCCUUAGAGGUCUGUGGGUGAAAUCAGUUGCAUGUGGACCAUGGCAUACAUCUGCAGUAGUGGAAAUCUCUGUUCAUUACCUUAAAUUCAAUAAUUCAGGCGGGAAGCUUUUUACAUGGGGUGAUGGGGAUAAAGGAAGACUUGGUCACUCUGAAGAUAAGAGAAAGCUUUUACCAACAUGUGUAGCUAAACUUGUGGAUCAUGAUUUCAUUCAAGUUGCCUGUGCAAACACCUUAACCAUUGGGUUGUCUACCGAAGGAAAGGUUUACACAAUGGGAAGUUCGGUGCACGGGCAGCUGGGUAAUCCAAAAGCCAAAGAUAAAUCAGUAGUGAUGGUGCAAGGGAAACUUAAAGACGAGAUUGUUAUAGAGAUCUCCUCGGGAUCAUAUCAUGUUGCUGUGCUUGCAUCUAAGGGAAAUGUCUACACAUGGGGUAAAGGUUCAAACGGACAGUUGGGAUUAGGUGAUACGGAAGAUAGAAACUGCCCGACUUUAGUUGAGGCUCUAAGAGACAGGCAAGUGGAACAUAUUGCUUGUGGAUCAAAUUCUACAGCAGCGAUAUGUUUGCAUAAAUCUAUAUCAAGUAGUGAUCAAUCAGUUUGCAGAGGAUGUGGCACCACUUUUGGGAUUACAAGGAAGAAGCAAAAUUGUUAUAAUUGUGGUCUUUUAUUUUGUCGUGCAUGCUGCAGCAAGAAAACCACAAAUGCAUCUUUGGCACCAGACAAAAUUAAAGCUUCUCGUGUAUGUGGUCCAUGUUUCUGCCAACUGCAAAGGGUAAACAGACCACCCAAUACGCCAAAGCAUAGCCCGAGAUCGCUAUUGAUAAAUCAGAAGGCAUCCAUUAAUGUCAAGGAAGAGGUGGAAGAGUCAAAUAGUAUAUCCAGACGAAUGAUGUCAACCAGAAAAUAUUUUAGCGAGAACAGUCAAUGCUGUGACCGGAGGGCUGUAAACAAUCUAGGGGAAAGUACACAGUGCCUAGAUCCCAUUGAAUCUUUGUUGGAUUGUUUUCCAAGAUGGGGACCAAUUCCUUGUUCUGAAAUCUUUAGAAGAGGAAGUGGACACACGAGAACUCAAAAUCUUCGUGUGAGAAAUUCACGGGUUUCAGCUUCCCCAAGUCAUUCGAAGGUUCCUCCAGAACCAAAAGUUGUGUGUUCAACUGCGCUAACUAUGGAGGAAAAAAUGUCAGAAUCAGAUAAUUUGCUUCUUGAAGAACUUUCCAAGAUAAGAACUCAUGUUGUUGUCGAUGUGGACAAUAGCAAAGUUGAUAGCCUAUUGAAUUCUCCGCUUGUAUUUUCGAACAAGUUAAGAUCUUUAUAUAACAAAAAACACUAUGCUGAUGAAUGGGUGGAACAGUACCAGCCUGGGGUCGACGUCACAUUGACAAUAUUGCCAAGUGGGAAAAAGGGACUCAAGCGAGUCAGGUUCAGUAGGGAAAAGUUUACGACGAAGGAAGCAAAGAAGUGGUGGGAAGAGAACCAGCUAUACGUCUACCAAAAAUAUGAUGUUGAGGGAUACAGGAAUGACAAAGAAUUAGAAGUUUCCUUUUUCUUCUAA
Nicotiana tabacum (common tobacco) is the source of this 2904-nucleotide messenger RNA. The record is from RefSeq and is a predicted model, not a curated record. Lineage: Eukaryota; Viridiplantae; Streptophyta; Magnoliopsida; Solanales; Solanaceae.